GUGGAUUUUAGAGGGGGCCGGUUAGCUCAGUGGUUUGAGUGCAGUGCUGACAACGACGACACCAAGGUCGUGGCAAUAUCUUGUGGACUUCCUAAGGCUCCAUUAAAUGGUGGAAUAUUAACUACAGAUUACUUAGUUGGCACCCGUGUCACUUAUUUUUGCAAUGAUGGAUAUAGAUUGUCAGCAAAGGAACUUACAACUGCAAUCUGCCAGCCGGAUGGUACCUGGAGCAAUCACAAUAAAACACCUCGCUGUGUAGUUGUUACGUGUCCGAGCAUCAAUUCUUUUACACUGGAACAUGGAAGAUGGAAAAUAGUGAAUGGUUCACAUUAUGAAUACAAAACAAAAGUAGUUUUCAGCUGUGAUCCAGGGUAUUAUGGUUUGGGACCAGCAUCUAUUGAAUGUCUUGCUAAUGGCACCUGGAGUUGGAGAAAUGAGCGGCCUUAUUGCCAAAUUAUUUCUUGUGGAGAGCUUCCUACACCACCAAAUGGGAAUAAGAUUGGAACUCAAAUCACGUAUGGAUCUACAGCUAUAUUUACUUGUGAAUCAGGAUACAUGCUAGUGGGCUCUGCAGUGAGGGAGUGCCUGUCUUCUGGACUCUGGAGCGGAAUUGAGACCAGAUGUUUAGCUGGUCACUGUGGUAUUCCAGAUCUUAUAGUCAAUGGUCAAGUAAUUGGAGAAAAUUAUGGAUAUAGAGACACAGUUGUAUACCAGUGCAGUCCUGGGUUUCGGUUGAUUGGUUCUUCCGUACGAAUAUGUCAGCAGGAUCACAACUGGUCUGGUCAGCUUCCAUCCUGUGUGCCUGUUAGCUGUGGUCACCCUGGUAGUCCUAUUUAUGGAAGAACAAGUGGAAAUGGUUUCAACUUCAAUGAUGUUGUGACAUUCUCCUGUAAUACUGGGUAUGUUAUGCAAGGACCAACCAAAGCACAGUGUCAGGCUAACAGGCAGUGGAGCCACCCGCCUCCGAUAUGCAAAGUGGUCAAUUGUUCUGAUCCUGGAAUUCCUGCAAAUUCUAUAAGAGAAAGUAAAAUCGAACACGGAAAUUUCACAUAUGGCACAGUGGUAUUUUAUGACUGUAAUCCUGGAUAUUUUUUAUUUGGCUCUUCAGUUUUAGUUUGUCAACCAAAUGGCCACUGGGAUAAACCUCUACCUGAAUGCAUUAUGGUUGACUGUGGCCAUCCUGGCGUUCCUCCCAAUGCAGUCCUGUCUGGAGAUAAAUAUACGUUUGGGUCUACUGUUCAUUAUACCUGCACAGGUAGACGAUCGUUGUUGGGACAGUCAUCUCGCACGUGUCAGUUAAAUGGACACUGGAGUGGAUCUCUUCCACAUUGCUCAGGUAUUCCUGGUCAUGGAUCUAGGGAAGAAAAUAAUUUUAAAAUUAAAAGCACGGUGCAUUUCAGCUGUGAUAUUGGAUAUAUCCUCCAUGGCUCAGAAGAAAGGACAUGUAUGGCAAAUGGAAGUUGGACAGGAAGACAACCUGAAUGCAAAGCUGUGCAGUGUGGUAAUCCAGGAACAACUGCUAAUGGAAAAGUAUUUCGUAUUGAUGGAACUACAUUCUCUAAUUCAGUAAUUUAUUCAUGCAUGGAAGGAUACAUACUUUCUGGAUCAUCUGUAAGACAAUGCACUGCCAAUGGAACGUGGUCUGGAUCCUUGCCAAACUGCACAAUUAUCAGUUGUGGAGAUCCAGGAGUCCCAGCCAAUGGCAUGAGAUAUGGUGAUGAUUAUGUUGUUGGACAAAAUGUUACUUACAUGUGCCAGCCUGGUUAUACAAUGGAUUCAAAUAGCUCCUUAAUUCGCACUUGUACUAGCAAUGGCACGUGGAGUGGAGUAAUCCCAACAUGCAAAGCUGUUACCUGCCCAACUCCUCCGCAGAUCUCUAAUGGAAGGUUGGAAGGAACAAACUUGGACUGGGGGUUUAGCAUCAGCUAUGUCUGCUCUCCAGGAUAUGAACUGUCUUUUCCUGCUGUUCUGACUUGUGUUGGAAAUGGAACCUGGAGUGGUGAAGUACCUCAGUGCUUGCCAAAGUUUUGUGGUGACCCAGGAGUGCCUGCUCAAGGGAAAAGAGAAGGCAAAAGCUUCAUUUAUCAGUCAGAAGUCUCUUUCAGCUGCAAUCCUCCUUUCAUUUUGGUUGGCUCCAGCACCAGGAUUUGCCAAGCAGAUGGCACGUGGAGUGGUUCUUCUCCUCGAUGUAUAG
This is a messenger RNA of Apaloderma vittatum (bar-tailed trogon), 2194 nucleotides long. Its product is annotated as CUB and sushi domain-containing protein 3-like. The annotation marks the transcript as partial. Lineage: Eukaryota; Metazoa; Chordata; Aves; Trogoniformes; Trogonidae. The transcript has 13 exons. The record is from RefSeq and is a predicted model, not a curated record.